Lycium barbarum (goji berry) is the source of this 1797-nucleotide messenger RNA. RefSeq lists its product as uncharacterized. The record is from RefSeq and is a predicted model, not a curated record. The transcript has a single exon. Lineage: Eukaryota; Viridiplantae; Streptophyta; Magnoliopsida; Solanales; Solanaceae. Bases 1 to 1797 code for a protein of 598 amino acids. Gene Ontology annotation, molecular function: RNA-DNA hybrid ribonuclease activity; nucleic acid binding.
AUGGUGUUCGAGCGACUUCGGAGAUAUCAACUUCGAAUGAAUCCAUUGAAAUGUGCCUUUGGAGUUACUUCUGGAAAAUUCCUUGGUUUCAUUGUUCGACAUCGGGGAAUCGAAAUUGAUCAAGCCAAAGUUGAUGCGAUUUUGAAAAUGCUCGAGCCUCAAAAUAUUCAUGAGUUAAAAAGUCUGCAAGGGAAGCUAGCUUAUAUUAGGAGAUUCAUUUCGAAUUUAGCUGAAAGGUGCCAACCAUUCAGUCGUCUCAUGAAGAAGGGCGCCCCUUUUAAGUGGGACGAAACAUGUACUAGUGCCUUCGAUAAUAUCAAGUCAUAUUUAAUGAAGCCUCCAGUUCUAGUAGCCCCUGUACCUGGAAAACCAUUGAUACUGUAUAUUUCAGCACAAGAAAGGUCGGUUGGAGCAUUGUUGGCCCAAGAGAAUAGCGAAGGGAAAGAAAAUUCUCUUUACUACUUGAGCAGAAUGAUGACACCUAAUGAGCUGAAUUACAUGCCAAUUGAAAAGUUGUGUUUGGCGCUAGUCUUCUCGAUUCAAAAGCUGAAGCACUACUUUCAAGCUCAUAGUGUUAACCUCAUUUCCAGAGCAAAUCCCAUCAAGUUUGUUAUGUCAAAACUAGUCCUCAGUGAUCGACUAGCAAGGUGGUACCUCCGGUUUCAACAAUUUGAGAUUACGUACAUCCCUCAAAAGGCUGUAAAAGGACAGGCAUUGGCAGACUUCCUAGCAGAUCACCCGAUACCUGAUGACUGGGAGCUAACUGAUGAACUUCCCGACGAAGAUGCAAUGGUCGUUGAAAUUCAAUCUCCGUGGAAAAUGUACUUUGAUGGUGCUGCACAAUGUGAUGGAGCUGGUGCUGGUGUGGUGUUUGUUACUCCGCAGGGAGAAGUUCUACCAUACUCCUUUACUUUGACACAACGUUGCUCCAACAAUGUCGCUGAAUAUCAAGCACUAAUACUUGGACUUGAAAUAGCCGUCGACAUGAAGCAGUUGCAGUUGCAAGUCUUUGGUGACUCUCAGUUGGUGAUCAAUCAACUCUUGGGAAGCUAUGAAGUCAAGAAGCCUGAAUUACUCCCCUAUCAUGGUUAUGCUCAGAAAUUGAUAGGAUGGCUUGGUGAUGUGACUCUUCAGCAUGUUCCUAGGAGGGAAAAUAAGAAAGCCGAUGUUUUAGCUGCUCUAGCUUCUGCGCUUAUUCUGCCGGAUCAAACACAAGUGACUAUCUGUCAAAAAUGGGUAGUACCUCCGUCAAAUGAGGAUGAAGGCGCGGAAAGUGAGCUUGAGCAUCUCGUAGCUGUUUCUGAAGCUGCAAAGGAAGACUGGCGACAACCCAUCAUUGACUACUUAAGUUAUGGGAUACUGCUAGAAGACUCAAGAAGAAGAACUGAGAUUCGUCGUCGUGCGCCUCGAUUCCUUUACUACAAGGAUACCUUAUAUAGAAGAUCUUUUGAGGGGAUACUCUUGCGAUGUUUGGGGGAGGAUAAAACAGUCCAAGCUUUGCAAGAAGCACAUUCAGGAGUAUGUGGAUCACAUCAAUCUGGACCAAAGCUCCACUUCCACAUCAAAAGGAUGGGAUAUUAUUGGCCAACGAUGGUGAAAGAUUGCUUGGACUAUGCUCGAAGAUGCAAGGCUUGUCAGUUUCAUGCGAAUUUUAUACAUCAGCCGCCCGAAGCAUUACACCCGACCAUCGCAUCUUGGCCAUUUGACGCUUGGGGGUUAGAUGUCGUUGGUCCAUUGCCGAAAUCUUCUGGUGGACACUUGUACAUCUUGGCUGCAACUGAUUACUUCUCAAAAUAA